This is a messenger RNA of Cucumis sativus (cucumber), 3246 nucleotides long. RefSeq lists its product as uncharacterized. The coding region runs from base 233 to 523 and encodes 96 amino acids. The transcript has 4 exons. The record is from RefSeq and is a predicted model, not a curated record. NCBI's taxonomy places the organism in Eukaryota, Viridiplantae, Streptophyta, Magnoliopsida, Cucurbitales, Cucurbitaceae.
AAAUUGGGUCAAACAAGGGUUAAGAUAAAUGGGGAUUAGGGUUAUCCUAAUUCUCAUUUAACCGUAUCUUCUCCUACCUUUUUCCUUCGUGCAACCCUAAAUAAUCCUACCCCAUUUUCGAUCGAUUUUCCCCAUUUUUCUAUAAUUUUCUAUUCGAUUUUCUUCUCUUUUUCUCUGAUUAUCUUCUUCAUUUUCUAUUGUCUUCUCCCUUUCCUUUCCGGUGUUAACCGAAAUGAAAGGAAAUCUACAUUUUCUUCUUUUCAUUUUUUACGAUCGGUCCCAUUCUGUUUGUCUUCAAUUUUUGCCCUACCCUUCUCGAUUUUAUGUUCCUGCCAUCGAAACUCAUUUUCAUUUUCCAACGGUUGCGUUUCGACCCUACCUCUGGAACGCUUCUCACAAAACAAGACUGCUUCACUUACUCCGUUUUCUCCCUAUUGUCACAUGGAUUUGUAAAGUUCUCUUUGCAGUUAAGGUUGUCGCACUUAAACCAUUCGUAAACAAGUUGAGGUUGUUCUGGAGGUGAAUGACUUCGGCUGACGUCACGCCAUGUCUCGAGACGAGCAAGUAGGUGAUUGGGGUGAGAUGUGACACUACUAAUGUUGGAGUUGUUACAUAGCAAUAUAAAGAGGAUACUGCACAUCCUGCAUGACACUAGGCAUAUGAUUAGACAAUUAGCCUAUUUUCGAAUGAUUCAUGCGUCAAACCUAGUGUGUCGAGAAAGUACGAGAUGGACUAAAGAUGUUUUUCCAUUCUGUGCUACCUGCUUAGAACCAUUGCUUGACUAACGUCGAUGAAAGUCGCUAAUGUUGAGGAGAUGGUCGUAAUGUUCCUUCAUAUACUUGCACACAACGUGAAAACUGUGUCAUUCAACAAGAGUUCAUGUGGUCGGAUGGGACAAUUAACGACGUAGCUAACAUGCAUAAGAAGAGUUUUCUUGACUUUGUGAGAUGACUUCACUCAUUUAUAUCCCAAAAGGUGAAUAAGUGUGGACUUUAGGCACCGAGAGGUUGUUGUUCUUAAACGUGAGGUCCUAUAAGUUUUAUAAGUGAAUACUCUAGAUAUAUUUUACUUAAUCAAGAUUAGUCAUAUGGAUCCAAACAGGUGAUCAUAUGUGGUGCUUAAUGACUCUAAGAGGAGCAUGCAUUAAUCAUAAUCUAGUUAAGAGUAAUGUGUUGUGUCAAGGUUCUCGCGAUGCUUAAUUUCCUUGCAAUAUAUGGAUAUUCCUCCACUCUUUCUUGCAUACAAGUUAGUUCGCAUCUUCAUCUUGCCAUAAUUUAUUCUACUUUGCAUGAGUCUCUAGGUGUAAAUAUGUAGUAUUAGUUUAUCUAAACAUCCUUUCACAUUCUUAUAUUUUUGUCAUAACGCCUAGUUGAUAAGUAACCCCUAGAACUAAGCUUUGAUAUCAAUUCACUGUGUUCGACCUUGGAUCACCCACGUAAACCUAUUGUUUCGAUUACACUUAGGAAAACAAUAGGAAAACUUGCACUUUUGUGAACUGAGCAGUAGGUGGUGGAAACAUUGGAAGCAUUUUGCAUGCAAUGAUCAUGUCAACUCACAUGAUGAAGAGAAUAUUGGAGAGCAUUUUGCAUGCAAUGAUCCAGUUGUCAGUGACUUAGAAGAGAUAGAGUGUAAACCCUAGAUCUUCUACACUUUUGUUUACUUCAGUUUAUAAGAAGUCAAGUUUUAAGUGUAAUCAAGACCGCAUGUUUCCGUAAAGUCUUUUGUAUUGGAUCAAAAUUAGUGGGUUAAGGAAUAUUUGUAUUGUUCAUUUACAUUUGGUUUUUAAGUAAUUGUUAAGCUACUAAGAGCAUCAAAAUAAAUCAGUUAGUAGAAUUAAUUAAGUUUAAAAAAAAAAAAAAAAGUGGUUUAGUGAAGUAUUAAAGGUUUUUUUUAAAGAAAAAAAAAAGUAAGAAAGUGAAAAAGAAAGGAGGAAGGUCGGUGGGAGUCUUUUAAGUUCUUCUUUAGGGUGGAUGUUAGGCCUUAAUCGCAUUUUGUCUUACGCUAUAAGAUUUCACGUGACAAGGGUAGCCUAUGCAAUGAGAUAUCUAGUGUAGAAGGCUACAUGAGGAAUUGUUAUGCGUUUUUAGCUUACAUAACCAAUAAGUAGCGAUGUCACCCUUGUUUAAGGAAGUCAGUGAUUGAUUUGACCUUGUCACCCAAUCAAAAUUUAGGAUAAGGAUGUGGUAGUGACAUGUGCCAUUUUGACAUUGGUCAUUCUCACCGUUAGGCAGAAGUAAUCAUUCCAGCAUAGAAAGUGUCGCUGGAAAAACUUAUAAAUAGGUGCAGUUCGAUCAUUUUGAAGUUGCUUUUACCUUGAGCUUACUUAAGAAAGAACUGAGAGAAUUUUCAAGAUUUUCGAAAAGCCUGAAUUCAGCAAGGAGUUGCAAAGAAGAGUAAGGAAGUUCUCCGCAAAAGGAGUUAGGCGAGGAAGUACAUUGAUUGUGAGUGGUUUCUUCCUUAAAAUGUUUUCAAAAACAAAAAAAGAUUUCCAAUAUCUUUAAAUCCUUAAAGAUAUUUUCAAUGAAACCUCAAGAUAUGUGACUUCUAUUAUGCUUUCCAAAUACAUGUGAUUUAUAAAUACAUAAAAUUUUGAUAUGAGUUGAAAUAAUGAAAUGAUGAUCUUUUGUACCAUAUAUAUGUGAUGAGAAUGCCUUAUACUUUCCGUGUGAUCUGAUAUGGGAUGCAUUACCAACUACUACAAAUUUGGUCUUUCUUGAUGCAUGCAAAUUUUGAUUUCUUGAUGGUCAUGACAAAGGACCAUUAAGAAAAAUAUUUUUCAUGUACGUCAAGAAAAGUCUCUUUAUUUUGUGGAAGAAAUAUGAAAAAAUGUAAAAAAAAAAAAAAAUGUUGAUUCUUGAUUUCCUUGAUGGGCAAAGUUCCCUUAGUUUUGUUGAUUGUCUACAAACUUCAAGAAAACUAUAUCUCGAUGGACAAUAAACAUUAAGGAUAAUAUGUUUGUUGACUGGAAACGCCCAUCAAGUUAGUUAGUUUUUCUUGAUGGAUGAGACCCAUCAAGAGAUGAAUUUUCUUCAUUUCCAAUGGUCAUCAUCGAAAAAAAUUAAUAUAUUUGUUUUAGAUUUCUUGAUGGGUUUGAAAUUUUCUUGAUGGACAAAAACAAAAACAAAAGAAGAUAAUGAGCAAGGUCCAUCAAGAAAAAUAAUAUCUUGAUGGGCAUUGUCCAUUAAGAAAAAAAUUAUAAUUUUGGGUUUAGGAUAAGAUCAUGGGCAAGGUCGAUAAAAAAAAAAA